AUGUCGCAAGCCUACGAGCGCGAACAACAAAACAACUCCCGCCUCGAUGAACUCGCCUCCAAAGUGUCUGCACUGCGAGGCGUAACGAUAGAUAUCUACGAUAAUGCGCGCGAUCAACAUGUCAUUGACAAUACAAGCGACACCUUCUCCUCCUUCGGCACAUCACUCAAAGGCUCCGCCACACGUCUCACACGCAUGGCUUCAUCGGGGAACAAAGUCGCGAUUUUGAAGUUGGCAGGGAUAAUAAUAGGGACGGUGGUGAUGUUGUAUUGGAUUUGGCAUUUGAUCUUCUGA
This is a messenger RNA of Alternaria ventricosa, 294 nucleotides long. RefSeq lists its product as uncharacterized. The coding region runs from base 1 to 294 and encodes 97 amino acids. Gene Ontology annotation, biological process: intra-Golgi vesicle-mediated transport. The transcript has 2 exons. The record is from RefSeq and is a predicted model, not a curated record. Lineage: Eukaryota; Fungi; Ascomycota; Dothideomycetes; Pleosporales; Pleosporaceae.